Emiliania huxleyi CCMP1516 is the source of this 579-nucleotide messenger RNA. RefSeq lists its product as hypothetical. The transcript has 2 exons. NCBI's taxonomy places the organism in Eukaryota, Haptophyta, Isochrysidales, Noelaerhabdaceae. The record is from RefSeq and is a predicted model, not a curated record. The annotation marks the transcript as partial.
UAUGCGGGCGAGUUGCAGGAGGGUCGGCCCGAGGGACGCGGCGUCUGGGGGAGUUUCGGCGGCACCGUCUACGAGGGCGAGUGGAAGGCGGGUGUGCGCGAGGGGCGCGGCGUCUACCGGCACGCCGACGGCAACGUCUACGACGGCGAGUGGAAGACGGAUAAGAGGGAGGGGCGCGGCGUCGAGCGGUACGCCGACGGCACCGUCUACGAGGGCGAGUGGAAGGCGGACGAGAGGGAGGGGCGCGGCGUUAUGCGGUUCGCCAGCGGCGACGUUUACGAGGGCGAGUACGAGGCGGACAUGCCGCAGGGGCGCGGCGCCAUGCAGUACGUCAACGGCGAUACCUACGACGGCGAGUGGAAGGCGGGCAAGAGGGAUGGGCGCGGCGUCUACCGGUACGCUGACGGCAGCGCGGAUACGGCCUUCUACAAGCAGGAAGCGAAAUACGAGGGCGAGUACAACGCGGCGGGAGAGCGCGAGGGGCGCGGCGUCAUGCGGUUCGCCGACGGCGACAUCUACGAAGGUGAGUGGAAGGCGGGCUUGUUUGAGGGGCGCGGCGUCUACCGGCACGCAGACGGC